GAGGUACGUUUUUUUAUCCGUUACAGUUCCUUUCCUUCCCCCAUCUCUCUCACUUUCACCGUUACCUCUCAUCGCACACAACCAAAGAGAACGAACCAAAAGCACCGCGAAUUGCAAUUAGGGUUUAAACUCCGUUACCCUUCGCGGUUUUUGCCAGAUCGCGGAUUCGAUGAUGAUGGAAGGAGCUAGCAAUGGAGGGAUGCUGUACCACGAGGUGCAGGAGUCGAAGCUGUGUGCGGUGCAUUGUGUGAACACCGUUUUGCAGGGUCCGUUCUUCUCGGAGUUCGAUUUGGCCGCGCUCGCCUCUGAUCUCGAUCGCAAGGAGCGCCAGGUCAUGCUGCCCGCACUCUCCUCUUCCGAUUUCGAAUCGCACAAUGUGUCGCUCGACGGUGAUUUCAGCAUCCAGGUUUUACAAAAGGCUUUGGAAGUGUGGGACCUACAAGUUAUCCCUCUUGACUCUCCAGUUGCUGAGCCUGCCCAGAUUGACCCUGAGCUGGAAAAUGCCUUCAUUUGUCAUCUACAAGACCAUUGGUUUUGUAUCCGCAAAGUGAAUGGGGAGUGGUAUAAUUUUGACAGUCUCUAUGCAGCCCCGCAACACCUUUCCAAGUUUUACCUUUCUGCCUAUCUUGACUCUCUGAAAGGCUUUGGGUGGAGCAUAUUCCUAGUCAGGGGAAAUUUUCCAAAAGAAUUCCCCAUCUCCUCAUCUGAAGCGUCUAAUGGUUUUGGUCAGUGGCUUUCACCUGAAGAUGCUGAGAGGAUAACUAAAUCUUGCAACUCAGUACAGGCUCCGCAACAGAGAGUUAAUGAGAGCCAACAGCACUAUGAUCAGUUUCUUUCUCGCGGGGAAACUGAAAUGUUAUUAGACAUGGAAGAUGAGGAACUAAGGGCUGCAAUUGCAGCAAGUCUGAUGGAUUCGUCCCCAAUUGUGACCACUGCUGAAGCCAGUACUCCCCAAAAUGAUUAUCAAAGUAGUAAACAGGUGGCCACUACUGAAACUACCCCUCUAAAUGAUCAAAAUUCCGAACAAGCAGUAACUACUGAAGCUAUCGCUCUAAAUGGGCAACAAUCCAAACUAGUGGAGCCCAUUGAACCUAUUCUACCUCUCAAUUCUCAGAAUGAUCAAAACAGCAAAGAAGUGGCAUCCACUAUAGGCGAUAACGUUCAAGAUGAAAACGAGAAUAAAGAGAAAGCUGUCUAAGAGUGUGCUUAAUUUGGCCCGAAUUUGUUUUCGCAAUUGAGGACAAUAUUCUAUUAUACCAGUUUUAGGUGGUCGAAACAUACGUCAGUGGCUUAAAGUCAUGGUGCUGUGCAGUAUACACAUUCUCAUUUCAAUUGCAUGAUGUAUAAACUGUAAGGAAACCCUUCAGCAUUUCCAUCGAUUAUAUGAUAGUUACCAAGUUUUGAUAA
Vigna radiata var. radiata (mung bean) is the source of this 1407-nucleotide messenger RNA. RefSeq names its product ataxin-3 homolog. NCBI's taxonomy places the organism in Eukaryota, Viridiplantae, Streptophyta, Magnoliopsida, Fabales, Fabaceae. Gene Ontology annotation, biological process: protein deubiquitination. The transcript is spliced from 2 exons. Gene Ontology annotation, cellular component: nucleus. Gene Ontology annotation, molecular function: cysteine-type deubiquitinase activity. Bases 170 to 1198 code for a protein of 342 amino acids. The record is from RefSeq and is a predicted model, not a curated record.